This is a messenger RNA of Gryllus bimaculatus (two-spotted cricket), 2784 nucleotides long. The record is from the annotation of a GenBank genome assembly. NCBI's taxonomy places the organism in Eukaryota, Metazoa, Arthropoda, Insecta, Orthoptera, Gryllidae.
AUGGCCAAUAGUGAAAGUGAAAGAGUACUUUCAUAUACAAGGUUAUAUCCUGAUGAAUCUCCUAUGAUAAUGAAUCGACAUAUGCCCACAUCUCAAGGUUCAAGUUCUCAUAUUGCAGCCCCUAUUGCAGCUCCUUCAGAACAUUAUGUUAGAAGAAGAAAUGUUUCCAAUGAAAGAACUGAACUUCCCUUGGAUGAUAUUGGAUUUUUUGCUCUAGUAACUUUUAGUUGGAUGGCAGUUUUUAUAAAAAAAUCUCUUCCCAGCGAGUCUUUGACAACUGCCAAAUUAGAUUCUUCUAAUUUGAAUGGACAAAGACUGAAAGAUUUUCUUCGGGAUGAAAAUGUCAGAAGAGGGCAAACCAACGCAAGGAUGAUGAGAACUGCAUGGCGAUUUGUGCAAACAAGAAUAAUAGUUUCUUCUAUUAUAUAUACAUUAGGUAGUGCAAUGUAUAUAAUUGGGUUGGUCUUUUUUCUUUCGUGGUUUCGCCAAACCCAUGAAAUUCAUUUUUUGCUAGUUUUGGUGUUGAUGUGCAGUUCUGCAUUGCUGUUACAGUUCUGGAGUGAGAGUAUGACUUUCAGAACUGCAAACAGACUCCAGUCAGCAUUUAUGUCUGUUAUGUAUAAACAUUUGCUUCGAAUAUCAAUAUUGCAUCCUGUCUCUGCUCAUCGGAUAGUCACAGCUAUGGCAGCAGACAGCCAGAGGGUUCAUGAUGCAGUAAUGUGCUUGCCUGUAUUACUGUCCACUCCUGUUAUACUUAUGUUGCCUAUUCCAAUGUUAUUAUUGAAAAUAGAUUGUGAUGUUAGAAGGGAAGACUUUUAUCUUUUAGCACGGCUUAGUAAUGUGUGGAAGUCUCGUAUGUCAAUAUAUACCAGUAAACGUUUAAUAUCCUUGCAAGAAUUACUUCUUCAUAUACCACUGGUUAAAAUGACACUGAGGGAAAAGCUUUUUCACAGAAAUGCUGAAGAUCUUAGAGAAAAAGAAUGCCAGUACAUGAAAAAAGUUAACCUAUGUGAUGGAUUUACUGUUUCGUUUCUACAUAUUGUACCACUCGUGGUAGUUAUUCUUCUUUGGUAUCAGAGAGAAGAUAUAACUCUGAAAGAGGAUGUAACUGUACGCCGGAACUGUAACGCUGAUCGUGUGCUAGUAUUAGAAUGUCUUAUGAAAAGAACAUCAAGAAAACCUAUCAACCAUCUGAUUGCAUUAUCAGCAAUUGAAGCUACUUAUGUCAUUCGAAAGCCAAGUACUAGAGGUGUUAAAAGACAAUCAAGAAGAUGUGACUGUUGCAGGUGUACAUGCGUAUGUGGACAUCGUGAAAUUGAUGAUGUGGAAAUGCAAGCUAAAACUGUCCUGAAGGAAAUUAAUUUUGAAGCUCCUAAGGAGAGAUUAAUUGGAAUAUGUGGUGACACAUCUUCUGGUAAAACAGCUUUGAUAUGGGCACUUUUAGGUCAAAUUAAUCCUGUGUAUGGAAGUGACAAGUUACUACGAGAUGGUACUUAUGCAUAUGUGGGUCAAAAUCCAUGGAUUAUGGAGGCUACUCUACGUGAAAAUGUUCUUUUCAAUGAACCAUUUAUUCAUAAAAGGUAUUAUCAUGUCAUUCAUUGUUGUUCUUUAAAUGAUGAUAUUGGACAAUUGUCUGGUGGAGAUCAGACUUUGAUCUCAGAGUCUACAUUAACUCUUGGACAGAAGCAACGUAUAGCUUUAGCAAGAGCUCUCUAUGCCAACAGGCAAUUCUUGAAACUCUGUGAUGAAAUAUUUGUCCUUAAAGAUGCUGCAAUUAUAGAGCAUGGAACUCAUGAUUGUCUAAUGGAAAUGGACUUAUAUCCUCUCCUCAUUAAGUCUUAUCUUCAAGAAGAAAGUAACAAAAAUAUAGAGGAUGAAAAGUCAUACAAUGCAAGUUUUGGUACAAUAAAAUCACAAAAUGGGAGAGAAACACCAAAUCUAGCAGAAAGUGUUGUCAGAAUUCCAGACAGUAUGGAAGAUGAGAUAGAACAAGAAUCUGUAGCUAUGGUUGCAAAAUAUAACAAUUCUAUGGGUUUCUACAAAACAUUGGCCCUCGAAACAAAAUCUUCAGUUCCUUUACUUACUAGCUUGAUUUUCACAUUAAUUUGCGUUUUAUGUGCUUUGACGGUAAUAAUUUCUCCUGUCAUUAUUUUGGAAUGUUUAACAGAGAACUCAACAAGGUAUGUUAUUGCUCUGGCUUUUUUCUUCAUAAUUUUAGUAUCAAGAACUGUGGGGACAGUGCUCUUUGACCAGGUUACUUAUAAAAUUUCUUUACAAGUUCAUCAGUCAUGGAUUGAAAGUAUUUGCAAAGGCUGUUUAAAUAUUUUCCAGAAUGCAUCCCAUUCUGAAAUUUUACGAUGGUUUUCCCUACAUCUUUCAGAAAUUGAUACAUCUCUACCAUCAAAUUCAAUAUUGCUUGUGGAGAAUUUAUUUUUAGUUCUUUUGCUGAUCUGUGUGCUGAGUAUAUGUUCACUAUGGUUUCUUAUUCCAAUAAUUGCAAUUUGUGUAUUUAGUCAUUUCCUGCUUCGUUUUACAAAUUCUGCUCUUCUAAAAUUCUACCAUCGAGCUGAAGAAGCUUGUUUACGUUUAAAUGGCUUUGUUGCUUCUACAGUUAUGGGUAGAGUCACCAUACAAGCAUUUGGGAAAGAACAAGAUUAUUGGACUGUCUUUCAUAAUCAAUGUGAUACUUUCUUGGCUUAUUCACAAUUGAAUCAAGCUGCCUGUCUAUGGCUACGAUUCUGGAUUCAGUUUGCAUCUUUUCCUCUUUUAACAUUUUUAUUGUGA